Lymnaea stagnalis (great pond snail) is the source of this 34263-nucleotide messenger RNA. Lineage: Eukaryota; Metazoa; Mollusca; Gastropoda; Lymnaeidae. The record is from the annotation of a GenBank genome assembly.
UGGAUACGAUUCAGGCUUCAAAUUUAAAGUUGUAAGUUUUUAAAAUAUAAAGUCGGGUAUCAAACGUCCUUACUGCAGUAAGUAUUUUAAAAUGCAUUGCCAAUGUCAACUUUAGGAACCAAGAAGUUUAGGUUUGUUAAGAUAAAAAAGUCUUAAAACUUGAUCUGUGUACAUUUCUACUGCUGAUGUUAGUGAUGGCAUUCAUAUUAACGCAGGCCUGCUCAACAUACGACCCGCCAGCUCCCAAUUUACGGCCUGCAGAGUAACUAAAUAUUCUUUUUUUAUAUGGCGUAGAUUUAAUAAAAGCGAUAGACCUAGAUUUAAAACAGCGUUAGAUUAGAUUCACUACAGCGAUAGACCUAGAUUCAAUGCUGCGAUAGACCUAGAUUCAAUGCUGUGAUAGACCUAGAAUCAAAACAGCGUUAGACCUAGAUUUAAAACAGCGUUAGGCCUAGAUUCAAUACAGCUAUAGACCUAGAUUCAAUACAGCGAUAGACCUAGAUUCAAUGAAGCGAUAGACCUAGAUUCAAUGAAGCGAUAGACCUAGAUUCAAUGAAGCGAUAGACCUAGAUUCAAUGAAGCGAUAGACCUAGAUUCAAUACAGCGAUAGACCUAGAUUCAAAACAGCAAUUCAAAAUUCAAUACAAUGACAGGGCUUGAUGCAACAAAAGAUAGGUCUAAAUCGAUGUGUUUUUUAAAAUCGUAUUUUGUUGACAAGAGGAAAGAAAAAAGUUGUUUAACCAAAGAAGCAUUGACCGAAUCUGAACAAAUAAAUUAAUCACCCUGGAUCCAAUACUUUUAAUGAGAUUGAAAGCGUAGUAAUAGAAAAAAAUGGCGUAAAAUAUUCGUUUAUUGGCUUGAAUUCCAAAAAAGAUCGAUUCUUUAUUAUAAGAGAAAAGAUGAUACUUUUGAAUUUAAACAAGGAAAAUAAAUUAUAGCAUUAUUUUUUUUUUUUUUAAGACAGAUCUCUUUCUUUUUUCAGUCUUGAAAAAGAUUCUCACCCUAAGACAGUUCGGUUCCUGUCAGCUCAUCUUCUGCCUCCAACUAUGCAGAAAUUAACUGAAAUUCUUGCCUGCCUCGUUUUAAUAGUCGUCCUCGGAAAACAUGGUAAGAGUUUAUGAAAAAACUGCCAUCACGUCAGCUUAAAUUUUGCAAAGUUACGUCUCAAAAAGAACUUAACGUCAGACCCAGGUAAUGUUUUAAUCGAGUGAGGAUCAACGCAUUUCUUAUACCAUACGCUGACAGAACACCAUGAUAAAUACGAGUGUUGAUAUUUAUUUCUUAUACCAUACGCUGACAGAACACCAUGAUAAUACGAGUGUUGAUAAUUUAUUUCUUAUGCCAUACGCUGGCAGAGCACCAUGAUAAUAGGAGUGUUGAUAUUUAUUUCUUAUACCAUACGCUGGCAGAGCACCAUGAUAAUACGAGUGUUGAUAUUUAUUUCUUAUACCAUACGCUGACAGAACGCCAUGAUAAUACGAGUGUUGAUAUUUAUUUCUUAUACCUUACGCUGGCAGAGCACCAUGAUAAUACGAGUGUUGAUAUGUAUUUCUUAUACCAUACGCUGGCAGAGCACCAUGAUAAUACGAGUGUUGAUAUUUAUUUCUUAUACCAUACGCUGACAGAACACCAUGAUAAUACGAGUGUUGAUAUUUAUUUUUUAUGCCAUACGCUGGCAGAGCACCAUGAUAAUAUGAGUGUUGAUAUUUAUUUCUUAUACCAUACGCUGGCAGAGCACCAUGAUAAUACGAGUGUUGAUAUGUAUUUCUUAUACCAUACGCUUGCAGAGCACCAUGAUAAUACGAGUGUUGAUAUUUAUUUCUUAUACCAUACGCUGACAGAACACCAUGAUAAUACGAGUGUUGAUAUUUAUUUCUUAUACCAUACGCUGGCAGAGCACCAUGAUAAUACGAGUGUUGAUAUUUAUUUCUUAUGCCAUACGCUGGCAGAGCACCAUGAUAAUAUGAGUGUUGAUAUUUAUUUCUUAUACCAUACGCUGGCAGAGCACCAUAAUAAUACGAGUGUUGAUAUUUAUUUCUUAUACCAUACGCUGACAGAACACCAUGAUAAUACGAGUGUUGAUAUUUAUUUCUUAUACCAUACGCUAACAGAACACCAUGAUAAUACAUGUGUUGAUAUUUAUUUCUUAUACCAUACGCUGGCAGAGCACCAUAAUAAUACGAGUGUUUAUAUUUAUUUCUUAUACCAUACGCUGGCAGAGCACCAUGAUAAUACGAGUGUUGAUAUUUAUUUCUUAUACCAUACGCUAACAGAACACCAUGAUAAUACAUGUGUUGAUAUUUAUUUCUUAUACCAUACGCUGGCAGAACACCAUGAUAAUACGAGUGUUGAUAUUUAUUUCUUAUACCAUACGCUAACAGAACACCAUGAUAAUACAUGUGUUGAUAUUUAUUUCUUAUACCAUACGCUUUACGGAGUACCGCGAUAGUAAGUGUUUUGUAUGUGUACAGAAAAUAAAAAAAAAUAAUGACUUCAUGAACUUUUACCGUAAGACGAUCAAUUUAACGUAUUUUCACUUUUGAAGUGAGAUAAUUUUGAUUUUUUAAAAAUAUUUUUAUGCCAUUUUUUGCAGAUACAUGAAUGGUUAGGAUAGGUACAUUAAAAAAGAAUGAAAUAGCUGCAGGAAGUUUUAUGAGUGUGCUAUAUUUUAUAUACUCUUCGUUAUACUUGUCUUAAAUUUAAAGCCUCUCCCUAGUGAUGGGAUUACACUAAGCAGUAAAAAAAAAAAUCUCGGUUACUUUUAGAUCUGUUCCUAGCGUUAUUUAGGUUACUGGUUCCUAGCGUUAUUUAGGGUACUGGUUCCUAGCGUUAUUUAGGUUACUGGUUCCUAGCGUUAUUUAGGGUACUGGUUCCUAGCGUUAUGUAGGGUACUGGCUCCUAAUGUUAUUUAGGGUACUGGUUCCUUUGUUAUUUAGGGUAAUGGCUCCUAUAGUUAUUUAGGAUACUGGCUCCUAUAGUUAUUUAGGGUACUGGCUCCUAUAGUUAUUAGGGUAUUGACUCCUAGUGUUAUUUAUGUUACUGUUUCCCAGCGUUAUUUAGGGUACUGUUUCCUAUUGUUAUUUAGAGUACUGGUUCCUAGCGUUAUUUAGGGUACUGGCUCCUAGCGUUAUUUAGAGUACUGGUUCCUAGCGUUAUUUAGGGUACUGGCUCCUAGCGUUAUUUAGGGUACUGGUUCCUAGCGUUAUUUAGGGUACUGGUUCCUAGCGUUAUUUAGGGUACUGGUUCCUAGCGUUAUCUAGGGUACUGGUUCCUAUUGUUAUUUAGGGUACUGGUUCCUAGCGUUAUUUAGGGUACUGGCUCCUAUAGUUAUUUAGAGUACUGGCUCAUAUAGUUAUUUAGGGUACUGGCUCCUAUAGUUAUUUAGGGUACUGGCUCCUAUAGUUUUUUAAGGUACUGGCUCCUAUAGUUAUUUAGGGUAUUGACUCCUAGUGUUAUUUAUGUUACUGUUUCCCAGCGUUAUUUAGUGUACUGUCUCCUAUUGUUAUUUAGAGUACUUGUUCCUAGCGUUAUUGAUGGUGCUUAUUCCUUGUGUUGUUUAGGGUCCUCAUUCCUAGUGUUAUUUUGGUUACUUAUUCCUAGUGUUUUUUAGGGUACUGAUUCCUAGUGUUAUUUAGGUAACUGAGUUCUAGUGUUAUUUAGAUAACUGAUUUCUAGUGUUAUUUAAGGUACUGACUCCUAGUAUUACUUAGGGUACUGACUCCUAGCAUUAUUUAGGGCACGCCAGCACACCAUGAGGCCCUUACAGUGGCUAAACACGAGGCUAUCUCAUUUGCCUUUGGAAAAAUUAAUUACUAUUUAAAAAUAAAAAUAAAAUUGCUUGAUUGAUUUGUGCGCACCCAAACAGAAAUUAGCUACAUGGAUGUACCUGCAUCUCAUGUCUUCUGUGAAGCGGAACAUUUAUAAAUGGGGCCAGACACGAUUUGCCUUUGAGAGGAAGAUGGUGAUCAGGAGAUAAAAUGUUAACACUUAAACUUCAGUGUUACACAAUAGAGUAAUUCUACUUCAAAUUUAUUUGAUCAUGUCCUGUGUGAAAAAUUGUUCGUAAAUGUACUGAAUAGAAGAUGCGUUCCACAGCAAAAAUGGACUGACCACAUUGACAGAAAGGGAAAUCUGGAAAUUCGAUGAAACAUCACAUCAGAAAACAAAAUAAAUGAAACGUUUUUAAUAAAAGGAACAUAAUUGAAUACUUAAGGUUCUCUAUUUAUUCUUGUGAAAAUAUUGCAAUCGCUUAGAUCAGUGAUUCUCAACAUUCGUAAUGCCGCGACCAUUUAAUACUGCUCCCCAUGAUGUGGCGAACCCAGCAACAAAAAAAUUUUUCGUUGCUGCUUCAUAACUGUAGAGUAUAUGUGUUUUCAGAUGGUCUUAGGUGACCCCUGUGAAAGGGUUGUGCGACCUUCAAAAGGGUCACGACCCACAGGUUGAGAACCGCCGGCUUAAAUCAAUAUUCAGAGAACCUAAAGCUCAGAGUGCAGUUGAAGAUUUCACAAUAACAAUUAAAUGCAUGCAACGUUAGCCUAAUAGCAACUACUAUGAAAAAAAAAGAUUGAUUUCACCCUGGCAUCGAGAUUUGUUAUUAGCUUAUAAAAAUCUAACAAAAGAGCAUCUUUGAUGAAGAAAAACAAUACAAAGUCUCCAGUAAAUAUGUUAUUUUGGGUAUAAAAUGAGGAAUUUAUGUUGUAACACACUAUUCUUUUAAUUAUUAAUAUAAGGUUUCAUGCUUUAAAAAAACAUAUGUCCAAUAUCUAAAAACCUAUAGUUGAAGAAUUCCACAAGAUAGAUGUGCACAUAGUAAUAGUGCAUAGGCUGGUCAUGCACAAGUAAGCCUUGCUCAUGGUUUUCACGCAGACAUUUCUGUUUGAAUUUAAAAUUACGCUCACCAAUCCUACACAUUCAAAACAUUAAAUUUUAGUUUCUUUAAGGACUACAUAACCAGUCAGCCCUCCAUGACACAAACUCAAACAUCCUUACCAUGGCUUGUCCAGCGGUCCUCAUACCUUGACUAAAAACACUAAAAUAUGUUGGCUUUUUUUUCUGGCUGAGACAACCAGUAGAUCAAACUUGUAGAGAAUUCACACAACACUCACAGGCCCCAAGAAUUUAAACGUAUGCUGAUAGUUGCAACAAGGUAGACGGGGGUAUGAGAACCUUAACCCAAACACUGAUGAUAAAAUUAUCAUAAAUUAUACAGCAAAUUAACAAAACAUGUACGAAUGUUAGGAAAAAAAUGUCGACAAAAACUUAACAAAAAAUAAAGUGCUUAAUAUUCUUAAACUAUAUAUAUAACAAAUUGUUUGGUUUGUUGUUAGAAAUGAAUUAUUUUGCAUAACUAAAAACACAGAUUGUGUUAUUUCUCUUACAGGAUACACCGAGGCAUUUCAAGAUGCUAACUAUCCAGUAAAGAAAAAAACUUUUAUUGUCUUCAUGGACCCUCUAGACUUCAAGAAAAAAAGUUGUCCGGACGGCUUAGUCCAUGAUGUUGAUUACUUUAUUCUUACUGGUUUCGUGAACAUCACCAACAUUCCCUAUCCGAUCAGGUUUGGGAGAAUCCUAGUUUGGUAUAUCGAUUAUGAUGGCUGGAUCUGGGUAAGUUUCUUUUUAAAUUUCAUAAUUUCAUUCUUGUGGCCCCCAAAAAAUGAACAUUUUCGGUUCACGUUUGGCAGACGAAUGUCGGACCGAUGUCGUCAUUAUAAAACGGUGAUCAAAGAAACGUGUUACAGGAAUAUCGAUGAUAUUUUACUUCGAUUGGAACUCGUCGGAAUCAUCUUCCUUUAUCUGUUGAUACAAAUUGAAGUCGUGAGAACAUUGAAAAGUAGAAAUAAAAAAAAAAAGCUUCAUCAUUUUUAAAGCAUGGAAACGAAACAAAUACAAUUUCGUUUAUUCUCCAGGUUUUUCCAAGCAAUCAGGCAUUGCGGGAUGCACCUUGCAGAGAUCAACCGCUAGUGGCUCCGAACAGAUGCGUUUGUCUGUUUCAUGAUGAUAAGGAAAUCCGUGUGAAGUGCAACAUCACAAUAAUUGUGGAUUAUUUUCGGACUAUUUUCCGUUUAGGCUAUAUUCGUGAUGAUUUUUACUACAGUGACUAUUCGGAACCACUUCCGUAUGUCUACGGUAGGUAACCUUAGCAUGAUGUAAAUAUUUACGGCACUAAAAUUUCUAAGCUUAUGGGAGUCUAAAGUACAACAUGACAGUUAAUGAUAGCACAAUGAUAGUCUGAGAUUCGUAAAAGAAAACCAGUAGAUUCAUUCUUUAAGUAAUUGUGUCAAACAGAUUAAAAGAAAGAUGCAUAUGAUUGGUUUUUAUGGGUUCAGUCGUUGACACCAAGUAGACCCUUCAAUGCGGUGUUGCGACCACGGAACUAGCUUGUAAGUGGAAAUCGUGAGACUAGCUGAUGGUUAGGGAAUCAUUGGAGUAGCUGGUGGGUAGGAAAUCAGAAGACAAGCUAGUGUGUGGGGAAUCAUGGGACUAGCUGGCGGUUAGAAAACCAUGUGACUAGCUAAUGGUUAGGGAAUCAUGGUGGGUGGGUGGGGGGGGGAAUCAAGGGAUUAUCUGGUGAGUUUGAAAUCAUGGGACUAGCUAGCAGGUGGUAAAUCAUGGGACUAUCUGGUGGUUAGGGAAUCAUGGGACUAGAUGGUGGUUAGGAAAAAAAUUGGACAAUCUCUUGGUUAGGAAAUCAUUGGACUAUCUGGUGAGUGGUUAAUUAUUGGAUCAGGUGAGUCGUGGGGAAUCAUGGAUUAGCUAGUAUUUUGGGAAUUAUGUGACCAUCUGGUGGUUCGGAAAACAUGGGACUAACUAGUGGUUAGGGAAACAUGGGUCAAGCUGUUGGUUUGGGGAGAAUGGGACUAUCUGGUGAGUAGGGAAUCAUGGGACUAGCUGGUAUUUAGGGAAUCAUUGGACUAGCAAGUGGUUAGGGAUUCAUGGGGGCAAGCUGGUAGUUAAGGAAUCAUGGGACUAGCUGGUGCUUAAAGAAUAAUGGGCUAUCUGGUGGGUUGGGAAUCAUGGAACUAUCUGGUUAGGGGGAAUCAUGGGACUGUGGUGGUUAUGGAAUCACGGCACUAGAUUAUGAUUGGGAAAUGAUGGGACUAGCUGGUAUUUAGGGAAUCAUUGGACUAGCAAGUGGUUAGGGAUUCAUGGGGGCAAGCUGGUAGUUAAGGAAUCAUGGGACUAUCUGGUGUGUGGGGAAUCAUAAAACUAUCUGGUGAGGGGGAAUCAUGGGACUUGCUUGUGACUAGGGAAGCACAGGGCCAGCUGGUGUUGUGGGAAUCAUGCUACUAGAUGAUGGUUGGGAAAUCAUGGGACUAGCUUAUUUUUUGGAAUUCUGGGACCACAUUGUGGUUGCUAAACAAUGAUGAGACUAUAUGGCGUGUUGGAAAUAGUCGGACUUGCUAAAAGUUGAGGUAUCAUAGGAAAAGCUGGCAGGUGGUAAAUGAUGGGACUAGCUGGUGGUUGGGGAAACAUGGGACUAGCUGAUGGUUUGGAAAUCAUGGGUGAAGCUGGUGGUUGGGGAAAAAUGGGACUAGCUGAUGGGUGGGGAAUCAUGGGUCAUGCUAGUGGUUGGGGAAACAUGGGACUAAAUGAUGGGUGGGUAAUCAUGGGACUGUGGUGGUUAUGGAAUCACGGUACUAGAUUAUGGUUGGGAAAUCAUGGGACUAGCUUGUAUUUGGGGAAUCAUGGGACUAGCUUGUAUUUUAGGGAAUCAUGGGACCAGCUUGUGGUUUGGGAUUUAUGGGACUAGCUUGUAUUUUGGGAAUCAUGGGACUAGCUGAUUGGUAUGGGAAUCAUGGGUCAAGCUGGUGGUUGGGGAAACAUGGGACUAGCUGAUAGUUUGGAAAUCAUGGGUGAAGCUGGUGGUUGGGGAAAAAUGGGACUAGCUGAUUGGUGGGGAAUCAUGGGUCAUGCUAGUGGUUGGGGAAACAUGGGACUAAAUGAUGGGUGGGUAAUCAUGGGACUGUGGUGGUUAUGGAAUCACGGUACUAGAUUAUGGUUGGGAAAUCAUGGGACUAGCUUGUAUUUGGGGAAUCAUGGGACUAGCUUGUAUUUUAGGGAAUCAUGGGACCAGCUUGUGGUUUGGGAAUUAUGGGACUAGCUUGUAUUUUGGGAAUCAUGGGACUAGCUGAUUGGUAUGGGAAUCAUGGGUCAAGCUGGUGGUUGGGGAAACAUGGGACUAGCUGAUUGUUUGGAAAUCAUGGGUGAAGCUGGUGGUUGGGGAAACAUUGGACUAGCUGGUUGGUGAAGGAGCAUGGACUAUCUGGUGGGUGGGGAAUUAUGGGACUCUGGUGGUUAUGGAAUCACGGCACUAGAUGAUGGUUGGCGCUUGUAUUUGGGGAAUCGUGGAACUAGCUUAUAUUUGGGGAAUCAUGGGACUAGCUUGUAUUUUGGGAAUCAUGGGACUAGCUUGUGGUUGGGGAAUUAUUUGACUAGCUAGUGAUUAAAGAAUGCUGGGUCAAGCUGAUGGUUGGGAAAUCAUGGGACUAGAAGGUGGUUAGUAAAUGUUGGGACUAGCUUGUGGGUAGGGAAUCAUGGGACUAUCUGGUGGGUCGGGAAUGAUGGGACCAGCUGGUGGUUGGGGAAUCAUGGGACUAUCUGGUGGGUGGGGAAUCAUGGGUCAAUGCUGGUUGCUUUUUUCCUCUAUUACAUUCACGAUUUCAAGAAAAGUGAAUAAAAAAAUAAUUUAACUGUUAGACAUUGACUUAUGUCAAUGUCGGGGAAGAGGAAAUUCCAUGAAAGAAGUAACUAAACGAAUGGGGAUCAAGUGAGGUAACCUCCACAUUGAAGUGAUCAACAUUCGCAAUGCCAAUGUGUCCAUUUAGAAAACGAAGAGUCGACACAAAGGCAGUCUUUGGCCUCCGGCAAAUAUUUGAAAAAAAAAAACUUGUAGGUAUGGAAAGCGUCAUCUGGUUUUCAUCGACGAGGAAAAAGCCUUCAGCAUAACAGAAAGAAUUAAGACGCCGGAUAAAUUGGCUAGUUAUUAUUACCAACAUAAAAAAAAAAAAAGAAAUCGUCAUAGAAACAAAAAAAGUACAGUUCAUUGACAAAAAAAGUGCAUCGACAUGGGCAGUUCAUUGACAUAAUAGGACAUCGACCGUUCAUUGACAAAAAGAAAAGUACAUAUUCAUGGACUGUUCAUUAACAAAAUUAACAUUUUUAAAUCCAUUAUUUAUCUGAAUCAUUUUUAUUUGGCCCUGCGUUUUUUUUUUUUUUUUUUUUGUUCCAAAUUUGGUUUUAAUUUUGGCAGGUUUGGCCGUGAGCCAUACGUUAACUAUAAAAAAAAGUUUGAUCUUUCUUUUAUUAACAUUUUUAAAUCCAUUAUUUAUCUGAAUCAUUUUUAUUUGGCCCUGCGUUUUUUUUUUUUUUUUUCUGAGUUCCAAAUUUGGUCUGAAGUUUGACAGGUUUGGCCGUGAGACAUACGAUAACUAUAAAAAAAAGUUUGAUCUUUCUUUAUGCGCUAGUGUAACUAGUGUAACUAUCAUUAUAAUUUCUUGUUACCGUAACCUACAAUAAUUUUCUAAAGCUCUUUCUAAAUUAUAAAUGAUGAUCAGGUUUUGCUUUUAGAUCAAAAGUUUAAAUAGUUUUUGUCAAAAAUAUUCAUCAAAAUACUGAAAAUGAAUUAGCACAAUGUGAUCAGAAUAUAUCUCAGUGUAUUGGGAUCAACGAAAGAAUCGCAGCUUAGCAUUAUUGUUAAAUAUUUUGCAUAUUCUAUUUUAUACUCUUUUUAAGGUAAUACAUCUUGCAUGAAGUGGGUCAUAUAUUCAAAAAAUCAAGGUAAGCAUAACAUGUGAUGUUUAGAAUCAAGAUUAGUGUUAGAGUUAGAGCAGUGGUUACCAUGGUUACCAGUUUCUGCACGUUUGAUGCAAAGUUGGUGAUUUUUUUCUCCAAAAUUAUAAUUUAUUUUGUUUAAUUUAAAUUGAUCAUAUGUCAUUAGGACCUGAUAAAACCAGCAACCAUAUUAUGUAAAUAGGGUUCUAAAUAGUAAAUAUUGUGUACUUAGGGGUCUUCUUGGUAAAUAAUGUGGACAAAGACCCCUCCAUUGUAAAUAUCGUGUAUUAGAGCGGGGAACCCCAAUCUUAUUCAUAGAGGAUUCUGGAGGUGUGGCGCCAGCACUAGUUACUCAGAUGGGUUAUUGACCUUAAUUUACUCAUGUUUAAUGCCUUUCGAAGAGACCCCUAUGAACUACAAACAUUUAUCUAAACAUUUUUUUCAUACCUAUAUUAAGGAUUAAAAAUAGUUUCUCAUGUUAAAAUGAAAAGCAGUACUUUUUUUUUUUAAUGUUUUUUUUUCUUUUCUUUUCUUUAGGGUGUAGUCUUGUUGGAGGUAACUCUGCUGUGUCUGGUAAGUAAAUUAUAUAUGAAUUAUCUAGUCUUGUUGGGUGUAACUCUGCUAUGCCUGGUAAGUAAAUUAUACAAGAACUAUCAAGUCUUGUUUGAGUCAACUCUGCUAUGUCCGGUAAAUUAUACAUGAAUUAUCUAAUUUUGUUUGAGACAAUUCUGCUUUGUCUGAUAAGUAAGUUAUUCAUGAAUCAUCUUAUCGUGUUGAAGAAAACUCCCCUAUAUCUGGUAAUUACCUAGUAGAAUGAAAAAGGGAAAAGGGGGGGGGGAGGCGAUUUCCCUUUGUGUCCCUUUGGGGGAGGGAGUAGAGAAUCGGGAAAUUUUCAGAUGAAAAAUAUUAUGUAUAUUAAUUUACUUGUGGAAAAGAGGAAGAAAAACAAUAUCUUACAACUAUUUCUAUAUAAUCAUUAUUACUCUUUACAACUAUAUCUAUAUAAUCAUUAUUAAUCUUUACAACUAAAAUUCGCCCUCUCACAUAUCUGAAGCUCGUGUCAUAAGAUGAGCUACGAGCUGAAAUAGCUCUCAUAGGUCUCUGUGUCAACCCUUACAAUGAUGGUAAGCUUAAUAAUUUGUGUCCCUGCUUUUUUGUAUUUGUUGCUUGCUUAGACACUUAUAUAAUUUUUCAAAGAGUUUCUUCUUCCACAGGAAUGGUCAUCAUCUUCACAGCUUUGGUCUUCACGGCCUCAUCACUGUUUUCAUAUGGCCAAUGAUCUCACCAACAUCGGCUCUGAGCUCCAAGCCUUGAGACUAAACGCUGAACAUAUCAGCAACAAUAAAUGUACUUUAUGAUAUGUGAAAAAUGUUCAUCAUCUUUGGUACAUAAGCAACAAAAAAAAAUAUUAAAAAAAAAUUGUAAGUACUAGAUUUUAAAAAUGCCUUAUAUUCUGGUCACAAAUGAAUGGCAUAAUAUUUGUCACAAGUCAGAAAAUAAAUUAAUUGAAUAAAACUGUUCACAUUGAAAAUAAAAAGUACUUUAACAUAGAUGACCUCAAUUGGUCCCAAUCGCCUAAAACCAGAACAUUUUGACAUUUUUAGUUAAGUGCAUAUUUUCAAACUUCUUACUUUGAUUACUUUAUUAACAUUUUAAAUGCAUAUAAAAAACAAAAAAUUUGUAGCCAUUUUUAUUUUCCCUUCCAUCAUUAAAUUCUCCUUAUCAAUUGUUUAUACUUGGUUAUAACGAUGCUAAGUUUAGCGUCGGUGGUGGGGGUGGUCGUUUCGUUCUUUCUUCAGUUUAAGGAUCCCAGGUUCAACCUUAAAAAGAAUCAGAAGGAAGCAGUUUACAGUGUUAAUCACAACAGUAAGAAAAACAUGGCCAAAACACUUUCUUAUUAAAUAAGCUUUGUUCUAUACGUUUAUAUUAAAAACAUUUGAUGCAUAACUAAUAACAUUGAAAAGAGUUGAUGUAUUAGAAUAGCUAUAUAUAACAUUAAAAUGAGUUGAAGUUAUAAUAGAGAAAUGAAUAAAAUAAGUUUAAGACGCAUUUGAAUGUGUUAAUUUUUUUAAAUUUCAUUUUCAGUUCUAAUUAAGAAUUUUUUUUAAGGAAAAGGAUAAUAUGAAAAAAAUGUGGGUUUUACAUUAAGUAGACAUCCCCCCACCACCACCCCCCUAAUUUUUUUUUUUUUUUACUUGAAAAACACUAAUGAUAUUAUAAAUUGUAUCCGAAUUUUAAUUUAAAAAAAAUGUUCUACGCCAAUUUUUACUUUUUAAGGAAAAGGAAAAUAUGAAAAAAAUGUGGGUUUUACAUUAAGUAGACAUCACCCCAACAACACCCACCUAAUUUUUUUUUUUUUUUACUUGAAAAGCACUAAUGAUAUUAUAAAUGGUAUCCGAAUUUUAGUUUAAAAACAAUGUUCUACGCCAAUUUUUACUAAAUCAUGUUGUCCGAAAUUAAAGUUGUUUGAAUUGAAAUUUUUUCGAACAAAGAUUUGAUUUAAGUUAAAGUUUAAGUAUUCUUACUUAGUUUUAGCUUUCGCAGCAUUGGAGAAUGGGCCAAGACCAUAUUAACAGCAUGUGGGCCCUGGCACGUCAUUAGGUAUAGGCCAAAGCCAUCUUAACAGCAUCGGGGCAGGCCCUCAGGCACCACACUGGGGUAUAGGCCUAGGACAUAUUAACAGUAUGGGGGCCUUGCUAUGCACUGAGACUGGGCUGUCUUAACAGCAUAUGGGGUUUUGGGCAAAUAGAUUCACUGAGGCAGGGCUCUCUUUACAGCAUCUGAGGCCCUGGGCAAAGAGAUAAACUGAGACCAGUAUCUUUUCUUACAUAUUCAAAUAAUGCUAAUAUAAGAAAACCCUUUGGGCCAAGGUCUGCCCUGGCAAGUAAUUUAGUAGGGGGGGGGGGGGGGGGUCCCAGUCAAUUUGAUUUGGGAGGUAGGUGGAUGUUUAGGCGCUUGUGAAAGAAGAUGGCUGUGGAUCUAUCAGCUCGAAAAUUAGGUGUAAUCUCGCACAGGGUUUCGCUGAUUAUGGCGCCCCGUGUAUACAUUAAAAAAUGUAAUCCAGUUGUGGUGACCCCUGAGGGUAUCCUUAGUUUCACACCUGGAAUCCAUAUAAUCCAACUAUAUGCAUAUACCAACCAAGAGGAAAAUCAUAUUUUUUUAAAGUUCAGUGAAAACAUUUUUAACAGCUAACAACAAGAAACCAAUGUUUUGUUUUUUUUAAAUUAAAACUUAUAGAAAAGAGUGUCGGUACUGUCCCUUUGAUAGGGGAGGGAGCAGAGUUCCUAGGUAAAGUACAUCCCGAACGAUACUACUUGUGAUGUUUGGGGGGGGGGUGGAGUGGCUUAGUGACCCCAUCCAAGAUGUAAAAAAGAGGAAGAAAAAAGAAUAUUAAAUCUAUUUUGCUGUCAAUUUGCUUUUCGGAUAUAUUACUUUUUACACACAAUUGCUAAAGACACUAAAGUGUAAAGAAUCUUUUAAAAUAAAUUGUUCAUCCCAUAAAAUAUUAAAUAGUUGCUAAAACUAAAAAUGCUCUAUUUGAAAACAUGGAAACGCUAUUGAUAACAAUUUUAGCCAAAUGCAAAAGUUUUGGCUGAAAGAAAGGUAUAAAAUAGUUAGGACAAUUUGAUUAACAUGGUAAGAAGAGCUCUGCGUUUGAGUUGUUUCCCUUGUUACGAAGACCACUCUUUUUAACUUUAACUACUAGAGUUAUUUGACCAACUUUAGACGCUUGACAUAUAUAUAUAUAUAUAUAUAUAUAUAUUUAAAAAUGUAAAUUUUUAAAAAGAUAAAGGUUCUUUUGUCAAAAAUAUAUUUAGAAAACGUUGGUGUCGGAAGGGUAAAUUUAACAAAACCCUUUAAAAUGUAUUAUGCAUAAAUCCUUUUGAAGCGUUGAUAUUGAGCAAAGGGGUGGGGCUAAAAAUUUGACAACUCACGCAUUCAAGUACAGUAGCGCACUUUAUAAGAAUCCAAAUUUUCCUCUCAAGGCCGCCCCCCCCCCCGCCACUCCAACAGCUCGCAAACCCAAAUUUUUUUUACGCCCCUGCACUAUAUUAAUAUUCUAAUGACCCACUAAAGGGGUGGGGCAAAAAAUUUGCCAACUCACCCAUUCAAGUAAAGUAGCGCACUUUAUAAAAACCCAAAUUUUCCUCCCAAGGCCCCCCCCCCCCCCCGCCACUCCAACAGCUCGCAAACGCAAAUUUUUUUUACGCCCCUGAACUAUAUUAAUAUUCUAAUGACCCACCCGCUUUUACACAGAAGAUUAAUUUCACUUCAGAAAAAAAAUAUCUAUAUCUAUAUUACGCACCAAACGAACUUAAAGUUUAAAAAAUAACUUUUAAUAGAAAGAAUCUCAUUGAACGCAGUUACAGGGGCUUCCAUUGUAUCUUCUCCUUGGAAAAACAGGAACAACUUUUUUUUUUUGGCGGGUUGGAGACGAAAAUUUGAUAGAAUGUGUUGUCAUCGACAAUGAGUCUUUAUACAAAAUUUUAGCUCGACAGCUUAACGGAAAGAGGGCCCAUAAGCCAUCAGAGGAUUUCAGCCAGCCACAAACAUCAGCGAAGCAUAUAUAAAGGAUUGUAAAAAAGCGUUAUUUGAUUACUUCUUCCUCAAAAAUUUUGUUUUUUAAUUUUGCAUUUCAGGAUUCGCAUUCGAUGAUAGACAAAGUUUUUUUCAUUCUUGUCCGUGAAUUCAGAAAUUCUGUAAUUUGUUUUGUGGCAUUCUAUUGUUAUCUUUAUCUCAUAUCAUCGCCAAUACAGCAAUUCUAUUUUUAAAAACUCAAAUCAUUUCGUGCCACAAGGUUUCAAAAAUGUCACGGUUCCAUGAACACUGAUUUAAUAAACAUGUAUCCGAUGAAAUUUGUUCUGCCUUACACUUUAUGGUGCGACAUUUUACCUCACUUCCAAGACUGUCACAGACACAAAAUUUUACCUCACUUCCAAGACUGUGACAGACACAACAUUUUACCUCACUUCCAAGACAGUGACAGAAACAACAUUUUACCCCACUUCCAAGACUGUCAAAGACACAAAAUUUUACCUCACUUCCAAGACUGUCACAGACACAACAUUUUACCCCACUUCCAAGAAUGUGACAGACACAACAUUUUACCCCACUUCCAAAACUGUCACAGACACAACAUUUUACCCCAUUUCCAAAACUGUCACAGACACAACAUUUUACCCCACUUCCAAGAAUGUGACAGACACAACAUUUUACCCCACUUCCAAAACUGUCACAGACACAACAUUUUAUCCCACUUCCAAAACUGUCACAGACACAACAUUUUACCCCACUUCCAAGAAUGUGACAGACACAACAUUUUACCCCACUUCCAAAACUGUCACAGACACAACAUUUUACCCCACUUCCAAGAAUGUGACAGACACAACAUUUUACCCUACUUCCAAGAAUGUGACAGACACAACAUUUUACCCCACUUCCAAAACUGUCACAGACACAACAUUUUACCCCACUUCCAAAACUGUCACAGACACAACAUUUUACCCCACUUCCAAUACUGUGACGGGCACAAAAUCUUACCAAGAAGUAAUCUUACGGCCUCGAGGUUGGUCAUACUUGAGGAACUUAAUCUAAAACAACAGUUUAUGCGUACUAAAGGCUUUACUCUUGACAAAAUAAUGACCAACCUAGAGGCCGUAAGAUUGAUUCUGCACAAGAAGCGCUGUCACUUGGAUACAAAAGUGUCGCGACCCACAGGUUGAGAACCGGUGCCUUGUGGCAUACCGCUAAACCCAACUCAUAUUCGUGCAAAGCCAGCGGGACGGUGUCCCUUGAAAAUGACAAAUACACAAGCAACAAGGGCUUGCUGGGAUUAAAGACGUCUACUAGCCCAAGUUUUAACGCACUGCUCAACGGCCCAAUGCUCAGGCUUUCAGUAAAUGUAGGAAUAGGCAAACCAUAUAAGAAGUUAUGAGUUGUUCAUAAAGUAGGGUGUGUUAAUCGAGUGACUUAUUUAUUAUUUUAUUCAAAGAAAAUUAUACAAUUUCAAAAACAAUAAUGAGAAAUUUUAUUCAAUUUAUAUUGUGCAGCUGGAGCAUUGUGCACAUUUACUUGUGAUUCCGUCUUGGCUGGCAUCAAAAACUAUUACUUAUCUUGCGAGGUAGACGAUUUUAAAAAGUGCGAUAUUUCUUUAAGACUUACUUUUUGUAGUCAAACACUUCGUGCUUUUCACUGAAAGACGAUAGGCGGAAAAGAUUUGACAGAUAAAUUUUAAAUAGUCUACCAUCAACACAUGAGCGGUCUCUUUUACUAACGUACACAGAAAAACGAACAAGCAAUGUACAAAAAUGUAGUCAUUCUCGUCUUGCUCAUCUCGACUGUGCCGAUGGCACAUAAUUGGUCCUAUACAUGUAACUAUUGCAAUAAUUGGUGUAUUCAAAGCAAGGCUCAAAGUAAGUAAAUGAUAUAUAUAUAUAUAUAUAUGAUUAUUGUCAGUAUAGCUGACUAUUGUAGCAUAGUUUCUAGCUGCUAUCAUCUUCCCAGGGAGUAUUAAGGUGUUGCUUUAUCAAUGGAUAUAGCAGCUGAUUUAUCAUUUUCAUCUUGGGAAACUGAUAUCCCAGACAAGUCAAAGUCAUCCUCAUCUAACAAUUCAGCACAAACAAUAGAAGCAUUGUCAGUGAAUGUCAGCGUGAGCAAUAAUUGCCAUAAGCUCCCUUUCUCUUGGCAGCUACUUGCAUUAGUCGAAUCCUUUCUUAUUGAGGAGCUCGUGGUAUUUUCUUAUGCAGCUAGAAAAAUAUAUAUACCAGUCACAAACAGCUAAAAAGAUAUCUAUACCAGUCAUAAACAGCUAGAGAGAUAUCUAUACCAGUCAUGAACAGAUAGAGUGAUAUCUAUGUCAGUCAUGAACAGCUAGAGAAAUAUAAAUGUUAGUCAUGAACAGCUAUAGAGAUAUCCAUGUCAGUCAUGAACAGCUACUGGGAUAUCUAUGUCAGUCAUGAACAACUAGAUGGAUAUAUAUUGAUUGAUUGAAUACUUCUAUAGCGCUAAGUAUCCAUGCUAUUUUAGCAUGCUCAGUGCGCUCUCAGUGAUGGCAUCCAGGGUGUCACAGAGGUUGUCGGAAUGGUUCAUUUUUUCGAUGUUUGCCGCCUGUACGGGACGCCAUCUCCGGGUUUGAAUUUAGAGUUUCCUUCUUUUAGAUGAGUUGCCGACCAAAGUUAACGAGUCCCAUCUGCUGAGUUUUCUUUUGCUUGACUGGGCUUUGACUGGAAUUGUCAGGCAUGAACAGUUUGAGGGAUAUCUAUAACUUUAACGAAAAACCAGCAGCAGUGAAUACUCAACUUUGAUUUCUCACUGUUGUUUUUGGCGGCAACAUAUCUGCAUUUUGUGAGCUUAGCCUAGAUAUUAUAUUCCUUGUUUUUAGCCUAGAUAUUACAUGACUUUUUUAUGCCUAGAUAUUACAUGCCUUGUUGUAUGCCUGGAAAUACAUAGCUUUUUGAAUGUCUGGACAAUAAUUGCCUUGUUGCAUGCCUGGACAAUACGUGCCGUGUUGCAUGCCUGGACAUUACGUGCCUUGUUGCAUGCCUGGGCAUUAUAUGGCUUGCUGCAGACCUGGACAUUUUUCUGCCAUACAUACAUUGAAAGCGCCGUCAUUUAAUUGUUACGUAAUGACUAAACAAUCUGGACAACUUUUUCUCUUGACGUCUAUAGGGUCGAAGAACGUAACAAUAGGCGUUUUCGGUUUUACAAGUUGAAAUGCCCCCGCCAAUCCUGUAAAAGAAUAAGGUGUUGCUUAAAAAAAAAUGGAAACAAAAAGCAAUUUCAUUGUCAUUUAGUUUGAAAUUUUUAAGCGUUUUUCUAUUUUUAACUCUUUCGAAUUUUCCUAAGAUUUAGCUUAAGUCUGUUUAUUUGGAGGAUUAUUUAUCUUCUGUUUUUGGUUACAACUUCUUUGUCACAAUAGCUCACUGCAACAAUAAGCAUUAGCUUAACAACACGUUGCUAGUGGAAGAGCCUCUAUGUCACAAUGGCUCACUGCAACGAUGCAAGAUCACUAAGAACAUCACCUCUUGGGAGUAUCAAGGGAAAUGACCGCGUACAAGUGCGCUACCGAUUUCCAUUUCUGUACAUCGUAGAGUUUACUACCCACUCACAUCUGGCCCUAAGAACCUAUCCAUAGUAAAGUUUACCCCCUCACACCUGGCCCCAGGAACAUGUCCAUAGUAGAACUUACCCACUCACACCUGGUCCUAGGAACCCGUCCAUAGUAGAGUUUACCCACUUACAUCUGGCCCUAGAAACUGUGAGAAGGGAAUCAAUUAAAAGCAAAAAUGGUAAUGCCAGAGUGGUCAUAUUACAAGACGUAAAUUUACUUGCUCGUAGAGUGGUCCUUAAUAGGGGAAAAGAUAUUUGGAGACAGAUUGAUCCUUUAGAGUGAACAUAAUACAAAACGAAAAGUCACUUCGAGGCAUAAUGAUCAUUCAGAAUGGAAUUAAAACACAAAACCGUAAGUAAAUAAAGAUUUGGUUAAAUUUGCAUCUACCUAAUAAGGUCAUCAAAGUAUGGCUUAUUGAUACUCAAUGUAUUUCUGCUCUAGAGUUCCCUCAAAAAGUUAAAGAAUAUGAAAAGACAAAUUCUACGCUCUACUAAAUAGCCACAAAGAGUUUCGAGGCUUACCUGUUGUAUCACUGAGAAAAGCUUGUGGAUUUCUUUUGUGUUCGCGAAUCUCUGUCGUUGGAGUCACAGCGUGCAAUAGUGACGUGUAUUUUUUUUAACAUUGAGGAAUAAAUGAACCUUCAAAUGGUUUCAUCCAAAACAAAAUUAUUCUAAUGGCUAUUAAUUCGUCAAGUUUAAAAAAAACAAAACUAUUUGUUAAAGUGCAAAACAAUCAUUAUCACGGUACUCUUCUGGGGUUUGAUGUAAGAAAUGCGUCAAUGGUGAAUCGGUUUAAACAAUACCAGGAACAAGCCUGAUUUUGAGUUUCGUUACAGAAAUGUCCCAACCAAUUUAAGCUAACGUGAUAAAAUUUAAAAUUAACUAUAAACUUGUUUGCUGACGUCAAAUAUAACAAUGAGACCAAAGAUAAGUUCAGUUAGUUUCUGCAUUGUUGGAAGCAAAAGAUUAGCUCGCUGGAACCACAAUCUCUAAGACUCAGGAUCUUGUCUUUGGAACCAAAAAUCUUUUAGGCUUAGGAUCUUGUCACUGGAACCAAAAAUCUUUUAGACUCAGGAUCUUGUCACUGGAACCAAAAACCUCUUAGACGCAGGAUCUUGUCACUGGAACCGAACAGUCUUAGAGAACUUUCUUACAGACUGAAAAAUAAUAUUGUAGUAAAAAAUAAUGAACUACUAGGGUUUACUGAAGAAUUUUUUUUUACAAUGGGUCCGGGUAUUGUUUACAUAAACAUAGUGGAUCUAAGUGUUUAAAAAUGUUAAUUUCUCAUUUGACAUAAGCUGCCCUUUAAACAACAUUCCUACAGCCAGUCCUACGCCCUGCCCGUCGGCCUUUAAGCAAUAUAUCGACAGACAAUCCUACACCCUACCGACCGACAUUUAAAGAAUAGUCCUACAGAUAGUCCUAAACACUACCUCUCGGCCUUUACAGAAUAGUCAUAUAAACAGUCCUACACUAUAUACUUGCCGGCAUUUAAACACUAGUCCUACAUAAAGUCCUAAAGACUUUCCUACAAACAUUCGUGCUGACAGUCCGACAGACAGUCUUACAGAUUGUCCUAUACCAGGGGUUCUCAACCUUUCUAAUGCCACGACCCUUUCAUACAGUUCGUCAUGUUGCGGCGACCCCCAACCACAAAAUUUCGUUAAUACUUUAUAACUAGAGAUUAUAUAAUAUGUGUUUUCAGAUGGUCUUAGGUGACACCUGGGAAAUGAUCGUGCGACCCCCAAAGGGGUCUUUAUUGAUCAAUAUAGUUGUUGCCUGCGAAAAAAAUAACCUUCUUACCCGAGUUCAACACUCACCGCAUUACUCUCCUUGUUUGACAGAUUUUUUUUCACUCUGUACUAUUUAUUUUUUUAAAAAAACUUGUUGAGCAGGGGUGGGGGCGGUUGUGAAAAGGACGCAGCCACACCAGAAUCAAAAUAUUAUAUAUGAGAUAAUUCAUUUGAAUCAAAUUCAAUGUCAUGAGCUUCUCACUUAUAAAAAUGUGUAGAUUCUGUUGUUAAACUAACUCAUUAAAUGUAUGAAUUUACUUGGUUUAAACAAAACUACGCUUUAUAUCUUAUUUACGCGCAUGGGAACUAGGGUGACCAGCAUCAUUGGUAAGGUUUAGUUUAGGGUUAUGUGGUGUCUUUUUCCUCUUGUCAAGACGUUCACAUGAAACAAACCGACAUACGGGGCUCUGCAGAUGACUCGAUUUUAUCUGUGCCUGUUUUUUCAGCUUUCGUGAUAGUUUAAAGGUUUUUACAACGUUUUCUUUGGAAUCAAGGUUUCUUGAAUGUGUUUUAUCUCCUUUGUCUGAUAAUCUUGUGUUUUUUACCGCGAUGAACAGCGAUGACAUGGAUUUGUUGGACAUCGUUGCAAUAAACCAAGGCAAAUCCACAGCCGCCAUAUUGGAAACACUUGAGACGCCAUCUUGAAAACAAAUGGCAAGAUCAAAACAACUAUUUAAAGACAAUCGAAUACAGACAAAAGGCGUCGCCCGUAAUCUUGGAGAAGGAAAACCUCCGUUCAAACAAAAAUCCAAGACUGUUCUCACUUAAGAACUCAAGAGAUAUUCAUACCGCAAACUUACACGGCGAAUGUCUUGCUACAGGAACAAAGGAAAACACACAAAAAACAUUUCAAAAGUUCAAGGAAAUAUGUACGAUGAAUGUAAAAAAAAAAUAUCAAUUUAUUUGGAUUCAAAAAAAAUAUCUUAUAUUAUCUUAUCUUAUUAAACUAAUUUUUAGUUAUAAAUAGAAAUAUAAUAGUCGCAUAUAAUUUGACAUAUGAUUCAUAAUUGUCACCAUUUCUUCUAAGAGACAAACUAAUGAUCAAAUAUGCUGUUGUUUGUUACUAUUUGUAACAGAUGGAAAAAUCUCCUGAUUGUUCUAUUGAUAACUUAAGUCAGCAGGCGGCCAUGCAGUCAUGGAAUUCAUAUAAAUGUGACCGUUACUGUUACUCGAUAACCUAUUUAUCACAAUAUAUCAAGGGUUUCAAACUCAAAUCGUCCAGGGGCCGCAGUUGGUAGAAUCUCAUUGAGAAUGGGCCGCAUCAAGUAUUCCACAAAAAAGCGAUUCAUUAACAUUCAUUAAAGUACAACUGUUAUAAUCUGCUCAACUUUUAAAUCUAACACAAAAAUGUUAAAGGUUCUCAAGAACUAGGCUCCACUUUCCUCCUCCUACUCAUUGUUGCCAGAGACUUGGCAGCGCUUCUUCUUACACAGCUGAGCAACAUUUGGCUUGCGUGAGGAAGCAACUGAGACCUUCAGGUAUAGCUUUAAGAUGCUCAUCGGUAAGUUUAGGCCUGAAUUCAUAUUGGAAAAUAGUUUUUCACACAGAUUGGUAUUCACAGAAAAACAUAUGAUCCGCUUGAACAACCUGGCAUUGGGAGAGUUCACCUCACGUUUGCCCGAUAUACCUUCUGAUAAGUGACAAGACUCUGAUACAUUAUAUAUGGAUACAUCAGUAGAAACCGAAAAAAAAUGUACAGGAAACUACACAUCAAAUCUGCUUAAUUCUAAUGCGCACCAUAAUUUGUGCAUUUUAGUGCGCCGAUUGAUUUGUUAGAAAUAUACUUUUUUUUUUGUUAAAUGUGUACGCGUUCUUUAAACAAAAUAAAAUAUGAGACACUUAUUUGCGCUUCAAAUAUUUAAUCAUCUUUGUAUUUAAAUUAAUAGAGUUAAGCCUACAAAUAAAGAAAAGACGAUAACAGUCAGUAAAAAUUAAACAUUUAACUUCUCACUUUAAAAAAAAGAAAUAAUAAUAAUAAUUCAAUAGGAAUUUUUUUUUUAAAGAACAUGUAAAUUAAUUUAAAAUAUGAUUUUUUUUAAAAUCCUGGCCGUGUCAUCAAGGACAUGCAACUGCUUGGAUACUAUUCAGGUUUCAAAUUUAAAGUUGUGAGUUUUUAAAAUAUAAAGUCGGGUAUCAAACGUCCUUACUACAGUAAGUAUUUUAAAAUGCAUUGCAAUUUUCAACUUUAAGAACCAAGAAGUUUAAGUUGUUUAAGAUAAAACAGCAUUGAAAGUUGAUAUGUGUAAAUAUCUACUGCUGGCGUCGGUGAUGACAUUCAUCUUAACACAGGCCUCCACAACAUACGCCAGCCAGCUCCCACUUUGCGGCCCGCGGAGUAACCAUUUAUUCUUUUUCUUUAUAAGGCGUAGAGGCUAAUUCUUAUAUUACUACCCAUGACGUCAUUUGCAUAUUUAUUUAAAAUUUGUGCAAGGAGAGGCAGGAGUCAUUCCCCUUUGUUGAUAUUGUUGUUAAUUUUAUUGGAUGAAGUGUCGGAAGUGGUGGCGGCGAAGGAAUAUUUUAAUAACCGGUUUGAACAAGAUUUCGUGUGAAUAAUUAACGAAGAUUUAAAGAAAAGUUAAAUUUUGUGGUUUUAAAACUGAAAUUUUAUGUUUUUGGAAUUCAUGCAGAGAGUGUGGAAUUGUCAGAAUGUUAGAAAUAUUGAUGAAAAAUAGAGAAAUUAAUUUUCGUAUAUGGUACUUGAAAAUCAUGCGGAUCUAGAAAGGUGUGAUUAAAUAUUACGUCACUGUCGUCUUAUUGUGCUCCGGUGUCCGGCGGUAAGUUCAAAAUAUCCAAAAUUGUCAUGGGGAGGAGCAGUUCGACUCAUAUCUAUAUGAAUAUAUGUGGCGACGCUCGUGUGGCACUAAAGAUCAAAUGAGGGAAUUUUUAAAUGUCAUAAAAAUUGUGUAUCCGCCCCAUUUACGAGAUCUUGCUUCGUAAAGAGUGAGUAAAAUAACGAAUUAUCAUUUGAAAAUUUCAUUGUUUUUUGUUGCUUUUUAAAAUCGUCCAUUACCAUGCAUUUCUGAAUUUUAGGGUUAAGGUUAGGGUUUAGGGUUUAUUGUUAGGUUUAGGGUUAGGGUUAGGUUUAGGGUUAGGUUUAGGGUUUGGGUUAGGUUUAGGGUUAGGUUUAGGGUCUGGUUUAGGUUAGGUUUAGGGUUAGGUUUAGGGUCAGGGUUAGGGUUAGGUUUAGGGUUAGGUUUAGGUUUAGGGUCAGGGUUAGGUUUAGGGUUAGGUUUAGGGUUAGGGUUAGGUUUAGGGUUUAGGGUCAGGGUUUGGUUUAGGGUUGGGUUUAGGGUCAGGGUUAGGUUUAGGGUUAGGGUUAGGUUUAGGGUUAGGUUUAGGGUUAGGGUUAGGGUUAGGGUUAGGUUUAGGGUUAGGUUUAGGGUUUAGGGUCAGGGUUAGGUUUAGGGUUAGGUUUAGGGUCAGGGUUAGGUUUAGGGUUAGGUUUAGGGUUAGGGUUAGGUUUAGGGUUGGGUCAGGGUUAGGUUUAGGGUCAGGGUUAGGUUUAGGGUUAGGUUUAGGGUUAGGUUUAGGGUCAGGGUUAGGGUCAGGUUUAGGGUUAGGUUUAGGGUCAGGUUUAGGGUCAGGGUUAGGUUUAGGGUUAGGUUUAGGGUUAGGGUUAGGUUUAGGGAUAGGGUUAGGUUUAGGGUUUUGGAUCCAGGUUAGGGAUUUGCGCCAUCAAAUUUUUGCUCAUUUUUCAAAAAUUUCAAAAAAAAAAUUCAAAUUUUACUCGUUUUUUACAAAUUUUUUAAAAAAUCAUUUUUCUUAAAUUUCAAAAUUUAAUAGUUUUUUACAAAUUUUUUAAAAUUACAAAACCAAAUUUUUCUUUGAUUUUUUAUUUUUUUCCGAAAAAUUUUUUUUCUUCCAUUUCUUUACAUUUUACAUUUUCUUUAAAAUAUUUUUCACAGAUUACUAUAUAUUUGUGUGUUUUCCUAUCUUGAAAAUUAAAUUUUCUUGUAAUAUUGCUUAUUUUCGAUCUUUCAGUAAGUUUUUUGAUAAAACGCAUUCUCCCCAACCGUUCCCUUUUUGUACAAUACGUGUCUUUGCACUACUUUUUUUUUUGGGUCGGCCGCCAUCUUGGUUGACAUGAUCCGUGACCUUCUCACGGAUCAUGUCAACAAAGAUGGCGGCCAUGCUUGGGAAACCCCGGGUACCACUCUCAUAAUUUACCGGCGUAGAUUUAAUAAAAGCGAUAGACCUAGAUUUAAAACAGCGAUAGGCCUAGAUUCAAUGCAGCGAUAGACCUAGAUUCAAUACAGCGAUAGGCCUACAUUCAAUGCAGCGAUAGACCUAGAUUCAAUACAGCGAUAGGCCUAGAUUCAAUACAGCGAUUGGCCUAGAUUCAAUGAAGUGAUAGACCUAGAUUCAAUGAAGCGAUAGACCUAGAUUCAAUACAGCGAUAGGCCUAGAUUCAAUACAGCGAUAGGCCUAGAUUCAAUACAGCGAUAGGCCUAGAUUCAACACAGCGAUAGGCCUAGAUUCAAAACAGCGAUUGGUCUAAAUUCAAUACACUGAUAGGGCUUGAUGCAACAAAAGAUAGGUCUAAAUUCAGUGCAUCGAUGUAUUUUUUUAAAUCUAAUUUUGUUGACAAGAGAAAAAAAAAGUUUUUUAACCAAAGAAGCAUUGACCGAAUCUGAACAAAUAAAAUAAUCACCAUGGAUCCAAUACUUUUAACGAGAUAGAAAGCGUAGUAAUAGAAAAAAUGUAGUGAAACAUUUGUUUAUUGGCUUGCAUUCCAGAAAAGAUAGAUUCUUUAUUAUAAGAGAAAAGAUUAUACUUUUGAAUUUAAACAAGGGAAAUAAAUUAUAGCAUUUUUUUUUCUCUGAUCGCUUUCUUUUUUCAGUCUUCAAAAAGUUUCUCAUUCUAAGACAGUUCGGUUCCUGUCAGCUCAUCUUCUGCCUCCAACUAUGCAGAAAUUAACUGAAAUUCUCGCCUGCCUCGUUUUAAUAGUUGUCCUCGGAAAACAUGGUAAGUGUUUAUUUAAAAAACUGCCAUCACAUCAGCUUAAAUUUUGCAAAGUUACGUCCCAAAAAGAACCCAGGUAAAUUUUUAACCGAGUCGGGAUCAACGCAUUCCUUAUAUCAUACGCUGGCAGAGCACCAUGAUAAUACGAGUGUUUAUAUUUAUACCUUAUAUCAUACGCUGGCAGAGCACCAUGAUAAUACGAGUGUUGAUAUUUAUUUCUUAUACCAUACACUUUACUGAGUACCGCGAUUGUAAGUGUUUUGCAUGUGUACAGAAAGUAAACAAAAUUAAAGACUUCAUGUUACCUUAAGACGAUCAAUAUAACGUAAUUUCACUUUUGAAGUGAGACAAUUUUGAUUUUUUUUUUAAAUAUUUUUUUGCCAUUUUUUCAGAUACAUGAAUGGUUAGGAAAAGUACAUUAAAAAAGAAUGAAAUAGCUGCAGGAAGUUUUAUGAUUGUGCUAUAUUUUAUAUACGCUUCGUUAUACUUAUUGUAAAUUUAAAGCCUCUCCCUAGUGAUGGGAUUACACUAGGCAGUAACAGAAACAACAUUCUGGGUUACUUAAGUUUUAGAUCUGUUCCUAGCGUUAUUUAGGGUACUGGUUCUUAGCGUUAUUUAGGGUACUGGUUCCUAGCGUAAUUUAGGGUACUGGUUCCUAGCGUUAUUUAGGGUACUGGUUCCUAGCGUUAUUUAGGGUACUGGUUCCUUGCGUUUUUUAGGGUACUGGUUCCUAGCGUUAUUUAGGGUACUGGCUCCUAUAGUUAUUUAGUGUAUUGACUCCUAGUGUUAUUUAGGUUACUGUUUCCCAGCGUUAUUUAGUGUACUGAUUCCUAGCAUUAUUUAGGGCACGCCAGCACACCAUACGGCCCCUGGGCGCAUGUGAUCCGAAAACACCAACUUUGCGGCGCGUGAAGUAACGAAAUAUUCUUCAUUCUUAUUAUUUUCUUCAUAGCUUCCCUCCCCCUAUCCUAUUUCUUUUGGCCCGCACAAGUCCUCUCUUAUUUUAUUUUGGCCCGCACAAGUCCUCUCCUAUUUUAUUUUGGCCCCCACAAGUCCUCUCCUAUUUUCUUUUGCCCGCACAAUUAUUUUUAUAAAGUAUUGCACGCCGCCUGAUAUUUUGAGUUCUGCAGGCCUGAUUUAGGGACCUGGUUCCUAGAGUUGUUUAGGGUGUUAAUUUCUAGUGUUUUUUAGGGUACCGUGCCUAGGGUUAUUUAGGUACUGGUUCCAAGUUUAAUUUAGGGUACAGAUUCCUAGUGUUAUUUCGGGUACUGGUGUCUAGUGUUUUUAGGGUACUGAUUCAUAGUGUUAUUUAAGGUACUGGUUCCUAUUGUUAUUUAGGGUACUGGUUCCUAGUGUUAAUUAGGGUACUGAUUCCUAGUGUUAUUUUGGGUGUUGGUACUGAAGUUUCCAUCGGGUUUAUCGUGGCAGCUCUAAUUUUUAAGAUAUUGCUGAAUCAGGAUAUUCAUUGAAAAAAUUAUUAUUUAAAUGGGAAAUAAUGUAUUUAAAUAAGCACCAUUUUUGCAUGUGUAUAGUAUAAAGUAACAAGACUACUUCCAUUUUAUUGAUACGUCAAUGGAGAGAGCUGAAGUUUUUUUUUCCGUUUUAUUAACAUAUUAAGUUAAAAAAUAUUUAGAUGUCAAAUCAUGUUCUUAUUAGAGUAAUUUUGUUUUUUUAAUUUCUAAAGCUGCCCAGCCGGAUCUGUUUAAACUGAUGCAUACAGAUUGUUUUUUCAUAUGGAUAAAGUGUAUUCCUUGUUUGAAAAUAACGUAUACAGGUCAUUUGGUGCAAAGCAUGGAUCUAAAGAUAAGCCAUGGUCUCUGCAUGCUGUAUGCAAAACCUGUGCAGAAUAUUUGCUUGCCUCAAGAUUUAAGGAAGUGCACAAGCUUCAUCAUGGAACAAACAUUUCAUUUCACUGAACGGAAUAUAAAAAAUACGAAGCCAUUUGUUUUAACCGAAGACCAGAACUGAUUAACAUGCGUUGGCGUCAGAAACUUUUUGAAGCACAUCGUGUGUUUAAGAAAAUAACACACGUGUGUCGCGUCUUUUCCACAGUUGCUAAACACGAGGCUAUCUCAUUUGACUAUGGAAACAUUAAUUACUAUUUAAAAAUAAAAAUAAAAUUGCUUGAUGAUUUGUGUACACCUAAACUUAAACACAAAGUGGCUACAUGAUGGAUAUACCUGCAUCUCAUGUCUUCUAGGAAGUGAAACCUUAAAAAAUUGGGCCAGACACGAUUUGCCUUUGAGAGGAAGAUCGUGAUCAGGAGAUAAAAUGUUAACGCUUAAACUUUAGUGUUACACAAUAGAGUCAUUCUACUUCAAAUUUAUUUGAUCAUGUCCUGUGUGAAAAUUGUUCGUAAAGUUACUAAAUGGAAGAUUUCUUCCACAACAAAAUAUGGACUGACCACAUUGACAGAAUGGGAAAUCUUGAUCACAUCAGAAAACAAAAUAAAUGAAACGUUUUUAAUAAGAGGAACAUUAUUGAAUACUUAAGGUUCUUUAUUUAUUCUUGUGAAAAUAUUGCAAUCGCUUAGAUCAGUGUUUCUCAACCUUCGUAAUGCCGCGACCCUUUAAUACUGUUCCUCAUGUUCUGGUGAGAACUUUAACCCAAACACUGAUGAUAAAAUUAUCAUAAAUUAUACAGCAAAUUAAUGGAACAUUUACGAAUGUUUGAAAAAAAAAAUUCGCCAAAAACUCAACUAAAAUAUAAACUGCUUAAUAUUCUUAAACUAUAUAUAUAUACCAAGUUGUUUGGUUUGUUGUUAGGAAAGAAUUAUUUUGUAUAAUUAAAAACACACAUUGUCUUUGUUCUCUUACAGGAUACACCACGGCAUUUCACGAUGUGAACUAUCCAGAAAAGAAAGAAACUUUUAUUGUCUUCAUGGACCCUCUAGACUUCAAGAAAAAGAGUUGUUCGGACGGCUACGUCCAUGAUGUUGAUUACUUUAUUCUUACUGGUUUCGUCAACAUCACCAACAUUCCCUAUCCGAUCAGAUUUGGGAGAAUCUUAGUUUGGUAUUGGCAUGCCUACUAUUGGAGUUGGAGUUGGGUAAUUUCAUUUGAUACCAUUAGCAGUUGUUUUUUUUGUUUUUUUUCAUAAUUUCAUGCUUUUGGCCCACAAAAAAAUGAACGUUUUCGGUUCACGUUUGGCGGACGAAUGUCGGACCGAUGUCGUCAUUAUAAAACGGUGAUCAAAAAAACGUGUUAAAGUAAUAUCGAAGAUAUUUUAUUUCGAUUGGAACUCGUCGGAAACAUCUUCCUUUAUCUGUUGAUACAAAUUGAACUCGUGAGAACAUUUAAAAGUAGAAAGAAAUAAAAACACAAAGCUUCAUCCAUUUUUAAGCAUGGAAACGAACCAAAUACAAUUUCGUAUAUUCUCCAGAUUGUUCCAAGCAAUCAGGCAUUGCGGGAUGCACCUUGCAGAGAUCAAUCGCUAGUGGCUCCGAACAGAUGCGUUUGUCUAUUUCAUGAUGAUAAGGAAAUCCGUGUGAAGUGCAACAUCACAAUGGAUGAGGUCUAUUUUCAGACUAUUUUCCGUUUAGGCUAUAUUCGUGAUGAUUUUUACUACAGUGAAAUUUCUGAAAAACUUCCGUGGGUCUACAGUAGGUAACCUUAGCAUGAUGUAAAUGUUUACGGCACUAAAAUUUCUAGGCUAAUAGGUGUCUGAAAGUACAAAAUGACAGUUAAUGUUAGUAUAAUGACAGUCUAAGAUUCGUAAAAGAAAACCAGUAGAUUUAUUCUUUAAGUAAUUGAGUCAAAUAGAUUAAAAUAAAAAUACCUAUGAUUGGUUUUUAUGGGUUCAGUCGAUGACACCAAAGUAGAUCCUCCAAUGCGGUGUUGCGAACAUGGAACUAGCUGGUGGUUGGGAAAUUGUGGGACUAGCAUUUCGUUAGGGAAUCAUGGAUUUAGCUGGUAAGAAGGCAAUCAUGGGACUAGAUGAUGUUUAGGAAAUCAUGGGAAUAGCUGGUGGUUAGGGAAUCAUGGGAAUAGCUGGUGGUUAGGGAAUCAUGGGACUAGCUGGGGGUUAGGUAAUCAUGGGGCAAGAUAGUAAUUAGGGAAUCAUGGGACCAGAUGGUGAGUUGGGAAUUAUGGGACAAGCUGGUAGUUAAGGAAUUAUGGGUUCAGCUGGUGGUUGGGGAAUCAUGAAACUAGCUAAUGGUUAGGGAAUCAAGGAACUAGCUGGUAAGCAGGGAAUCAUGGGACUAGCUGGUAGUUAAGGAAUCAUGGGACCAGGUGGGGGGGGGUAAGGAAUCAUGGAUUAAAAGUUGGGAAAGGAAUCAGGAGAAUAGCUCGUGGGUAGGGAAUCAAGGGUCAAGCUGGUGGUUGGGGAAACAUUGGACUAGCUGGUAAGUAGGGAAUCAUGGGACUAGCUGAUGAUUAAGGAAUAGCUGGUGGUUUGGGAAUCAUGGGACUAGCUGGUAGUUAGGGAAUCAUGGUACAAGGUGGUAGGUAGGGAAUCAUAAGACUAGUUGGUGAUUAGGGAAUCAUGGAACUAGCUGCUAAGAAGGGAAUCAUGGGUCUACCUUGUGGAUAGGGAAUCAUGGGAAUAACUGGUUGUUAGUGAAUCUUGGCACUAGAUGAUGGAUGAGAAAUCAUCGGACAUGCUGGUGGUUAAGGAAUAAUGGAAAUAGCUGGUGGUUUUGAAAUGAUGGGAUAAGCUGGUGGGUGGGGAAUCAUGGCAUUUACUGGUAUAAGGGGAAUCAUGCGACUAGAUAAUGUUUGGGAAAUCAUGUGACUAGCUGGUAUUUGGGGAAUCAUGGUACUAGAUUGUGAUUGGGGAAUCAAUGGACUAGCUGGUUGUUAGAGAAUGAUGUGACUAGCUGGUAAACAGGGAAUGGGACAAUCUGGUCGUUAGGGAAUCAUGGGACUUUGCGGUGGUUAAGGAAUUUGGGACUAGAUGGCGGGUGCGAAAUCUUCGGACUAGCUGGUGGUUAAGGAAUCUUGGUAAGAGCUAGCAGGUGGAAAUCAUGGGACUAGCUGGUAUUUGGGGAAUCAUGGAACUAGCUUGUGGUUAGGGAAUCAUGGAACAAGCUGUUAGUUAGGGAAUCAUGGGAUCAGCUGGUGGUUAGGGAAUCAGGGGAAUAGCUGCUUGAGUGGGGAAUUAUGGGACCAGCUGGUGGGUGUGGAAUCAUGGGACUAGCUGGUAUUUGGGGAAUCAUGGUACUAGAUUGUGAUUGGGGAAUCAAUGGACUAGCUGGUUGUUAGAGAAUGAUGGGACUAGCUGGUAAACAGGGAAUGGGACAAUCUGGUCGUUAGGGAAUCAUGGGACUUUGCGGUGGUUAAGGAAUUUGGGACUAGAUGGCGGGUGCGAAAUCUUCGGACUAGCUGGUGGUUAAGGAAUCUUGGUAAGAGCUAGCAGGUGGAAAUCAUGGGACUAGCUGGUAUUUGGGGAAUCAUGGAACUAGCUUGUGGUUAGGGAAUCAUGGAACAAGCUGUUAGUUAGGGAAUCAUGGGAUCAGCUGGUGGUUAGGGAAUCAGGGGAAUAGCUGCUUGAGUGGGGAAUUAUGGGACCAGCUGGUGGGUGUGGAAUCAUGGGCCUAGCUUGUAUUUGGGCAAUCAUGGAACUAGCUAGUGGUUAGGGAAUCAUGGGGCAAGCUGAAAUUUAGGGAAUCAUGGUACCAGCUGGUGAGUGGGGAAUCAUGGGAAUAACUGGUGGUUAGGGAAUCAUAGGAGAAGCUGGUAGUUAAGGAAUCAUGGGCCCAGCUGGUGUUUGGGGAGUCAUGAAACUAGCCAGCUGGUAGUUAUAGAAUCAUAGGACUGCCUAGCGGGUGGGAAAUAAUCGGACUAGCUGGUGGUUAAGGAAUAAUGGGACUAGUUAGCGGGUGGGAUAUCAUGGGAAUAGCUAGUAGUUAGGAAAUAAUGGGACCACCUGUUGGUUUCGGGAAUCAUUGGACUAGCUGAUGUGUCUGGAAAAAUGGGACUAGUUCGUGGAUGGGGAAUCAUGGGACUAUUUGAUGGUUAUGGAAUCACGGGACUAGAUGAUGGUUGGGGAUUCAUUGGACUAGCUGGUAUGUGGGGAAUCAUUGAAUUAGCUUGUGGUUUGUGUAUCAUGGGUCUAGCUGGUGGUUAGGGAAUCGUUGCUCAAGCUGGUGGGUGGGGAAUCAUGGGACUAGCUAGUAAGUAAGGAAUCUUGGGACUACCUUUUCGUUGGCGGAAUGAUAGGAACAGCUGUUGUUUAAGGAGUCUUGGGACUACCUUUUCGUUGGGGAAUGAUAGGACCAGCUGUUGUUUAAGGAAUCUUGGGACUACCUUUUCGUUGGGGGAAUGAUAGGACCAGCUGUUGUUUAAGGAAUCUUGGGACUACCUUUUCGUUGGGGGAAUGAUAGUACAAGCUGUUGUUUAAGGAAUCUUGGGACUAACUUUUUGUUGGGGAAUGAUAUGACCAGCUGUUGUUUAAGGAGUCUUGGGACUACCUUUUCGUUGGCGAAUGAUAGGACCAGCUAUUGUUUAAGGAAUCUUGGGACUACCUUUUCGUUGGGGGAAUGAUAGGACCAGCUGUUGUUUAAGGAGUCUUGGGACUACCUUUUCGUUGGGGAAUGAUAGGACCAGCUGUUGUUUAAGGAAUCUUGGGACUACCUUUUCGUUGGGGGAAUGAUAGGACCAGCUGUUGUUUAAGGAGUCUUGCGACUACCUUUUCGUUGGGGGAAUGAUAGGACCAGCUGUUGUUUAAGGAGUCUUGGGACUAGUCCAGGUCGCCAUGUUACAGUGAUUUUCCUGCAGGAGACAUUAUCGACAAGAAAAGUACAUCGACAUGGACAGUUCAUUGACAAAAAAGUGCAUUGACAUGGACAGUUCAUUGACAAAAAAGUACAUCGACAUGGACAGUUCAUUGACAAAAAAGUGCAUUGACAUGGACAGUUCAUUGACAAAAAAAUACAUCGACAUGGACAGUUCAUUGACAAAAAAGUGCAUUGACAUGGACAGUUCAUUGACAAAAUAGUACGUCGACAUGGACAGUUCAUUGACAAAAAAGUGCAUUGACAUGGACAGUUCAUCGACAAAAAAGUACAUCGACUGGGACAGUUCAUUAACAAAAAAGUACAUUGACAUGUUCAGUCCAUUGACAAAAAGAAAAGUGCAUAUUCACGGACAUUUCAUGAUAAAAAUUACAAUAUUUAAAUCCAUUCUUUAUCUGAAUCAUCUUUAUUGGGCGCUGCGGUUUUUUUGGUUUUUGUUUAUUUUUGGGUCUCAUUUCAAAUUUGGUCUGAAGUUUGACAGGUGUUGCCAGCACUAGUGACAUAGUCACAUACGAUAAAUAUAUAUAUUUUUUUUUUAAGUUUACUUUUUUUUUAUUGGCUAGUGUAAUUAUAAUUAAAACUUCUUAUCACCGAAAAAUACAAUAAACUUUGCCACGAGCUCUUUCUGAAUUCUAAAAGAUGAGCAGGUUUUGCUUUUAGAAAUGCUUUAUAUAGAUCCAAAGUUUAAAAUAGUUUUUGUUAAAAAUAUUUACCAUUUCAAUCAAAAUAUUCAUCAAAAUACUGAAAAUGAAUUAGCACAAUGUGAUCAGAAUAUAUCUCAGUGUAUUGGGAUCAACGAAAGAAUCUCGGCUUGUCAUGAAUGUUAAAUAUUAUAUAUAUUACUAUUUGAGGUAAUACAUCUUGCGUGAAGUGGAUCAGCAUCUAUUCAAAAAAUCAAGGUAAGCAUAACAUGUGAUGUUUAGAAUCAAGAUUACUGUUAGAAUUAGAGCACUGGUUACCAUGGUUACCAGUUUUUGCACGUUUGAUGCAAAGUUGUUAUGUUUGUUUUUCCAAAUUUUUAAUUUAUUGUUUUUUCAAUUUAAAGUGAUCAUACAUCACUUGGACCUGAUAAAACCAGCAACCAUAUUGUGUAAAUAGGGUUCUACUUAGUAAAUAAUGUGUACAUAGGCCCCUACAUAGUAAAUAUCGUGUACCAGAAAAGGGGAACCCCAAUCUUAUUCAUGAAGGAUUCUGGAGGGGUGUUGCCAGCACUAGUGACAUAGAUGCGUUAUGGCCCUUAAUUCACUCAUGUUUAAUGCUUAUCGAAGAGACCCGUAUGAACUACAAAUAUUAAUCUAAACAUUUUUUAUUUCAUGCCUAUUUUAAGGAUUACAAAUGUUUUCUUAUGAUCAAAUGAAAAGCAGUACAUUAAAAAAAAAAGUAGUUUUUUUUUUCUUUUCUUCAGGAUGUAGUCUUGUUGGAGGUAAAACUGCUAAGUCUGGUAAGUAAAUUAUAGGGGUAUUGCUGCCCACAGUUACUACUUACCAGCUAAGUGCUAUUUCUUAUUUUUAUUUUUAUUACGUUUUUUCUGUUGUUUUGUUCGCUGACGAAGGCUUUCUGCCGACACGUUCGCUGUUUUUUUUGCGUUUUUUUUCAGGUUUAACCCUACUCUGUUUUACUCAUUUUAUUCAGUAAAUUAUAUAUGAAUUGUCUAGUCUUGUUGGGUGUAACUUUGCAAUGUCUGGUAGGUAAAUUAUACAAAAACUAUCAAGUCUUGUUUGAGUCAACUCUGCUAUGUCUGGUAAGUUAUACAUGAAUUAUAUAAUCUAUUAUGGAGACAACUCUGCUAUGUCUGAUAAGUAAGUUAUACAUGAAUUAUAUUAUCGUGUUGAAGAAAACUCUUCUAUAUCUUGUAAUUACCUAGUAGAAUGAAAAGGGGGCGAUUUCCCAUGGUGUCACUUUGGGGGAGGGGGUAGAGAAUCGGGAAAUUGUCAAACGAAAAAAAGAAAGAAAUACAAUGUCUUUACAUCUAUAUCUAUAUAAUCAUUUUUAAUCUUUACAGCUAUAUCUCUAAAAUCAUUCUUAAUCUUUGCAACUAAAAUUCGUCCUCUCACAUAUCUGAAGCUCUUGACAUAAGGUAAGCUACGAGCUGAAAUAGCUCCCAUAGGUCUCUGUGUCAACCCUUACAAUAAUGGUAGGCUUAAUAAUUUAUAUUCUCGCCUAUUUUUUUUGUAAUUGUUGCUUGCUUAGACACUUAUAUAAUUUUUCAAAGAGUUUCUUCUUCCACAGGAAUGGCCAUCAUCAUCACAACUUUGGUCUUCACGGCCUCAUCACUGUUUUCAUAUGGCCAAUGAUCUCACCAACAUCGGCACUGAGCUCCAAGCCUUGAGACUAAACGCUGAACAUAUCAGCAACAAUAAAUGUACUUUAUGAUAUGUGAAAAAUGUUCAUCAUCUAUGGUACAUAGGCAACAAAAAAAAAAAAAAAUUGUAAGUACUAGAUUUUAGAAAUGCCUUAUACUCCGAACACAAAUGAAUGGCAGCCAACAUUUCAAAAGUCAGAACAUAAAUUAAUUGAAUAAAACUGUUCACUUUGAAAAUAAAAAGUAUUUUAACAUAGAAGACCUCAAUUUGUCCGAAUCGCCUAAAACCAGAAAAUUUUGACAUUUUUAGGUCAGGGCAUAUUUUUAAACUUCUUACUUUGAUUACUUUAUUAACCUUUUAAAUGCAUAUAAAAAACAAAAAAUUUUGUAGCCAUUUUUAUGUUCCCUUCCAUCAUUAAAUUCUCCUUAUCAAUUGCUUAUACUUGGUUAUAACGAUGCUAAGUUUAGCGUCGGUGGUGGGGGUGGUCGUUUUGUUCUUUCUUCAGUUUAAGGAUCCCAGGGUUCAAUCUUAAAAAGAAUCAGAAGGAAGCAGUUUACAGUGUUAAUCACAACAGUAAGAAAAACAUGGC